CACCGCCGCCCUUAAUAUUUGUCGGCGCAGGGUUCUGUUUGGCGUCUAAUUUAAAGUAAUUUUUAAAAACGUGAAAUUAAGUUAAUUUAUUAUGAGUAAAUACGAUUUCGCUAGACGCAUUAAACGUAUUGUUCAUGCAGAAUGCGAUAUUACAAAAGUUGAAACAAAAAUAGCACAUAAAAGUGCAAAAUACUAUGAACAAAUGAGUUCUUUAAAAACUACUCUGGCCAAACAGGAGCUGGAAUUAAAAAAAUAUCAAAAAGAAGUGGCCAAAUUAAAACGUGAAAACGAUAAAUUAGAAAAGUUUAAACAAAAUGAAGAGGAACGCUUAUGUGACACAAUACAAAAGGUAGAAAAAAUGCAGGUCGAAUAUCAACAGACACUGCAACAGCAAAUAGAACAGAGACGAGCAGCACUAUUGCAAAUGGAUUGCAUACACAGCAUUAAGCAGGCCACUCAAACGUACAUCAAUUUAAAUGCCUUACCUCAACUCAUUCAAGGCGUGGCCAUAUGUGAAAAAGAAUCAUCAAGUGAUUGGAGGCCUUUUCGAAUUGAUCCUUCAAAGCAUACAUUAAAGGAAGUACAAGACUUAAUUUGGCAUGAUUCGGAUGUUGGUUUAGUUCACAGAGAAACUUGGGAAAAAUUAAUACUAGGUGAUAUUUUGUCUGAUACAAGUAAAAAUAUGGAAUCGGAAAAUGAUAAUGCAACAAUGGUUAUUUAAAUAUGUAUGUUUAUAAAAUUAUUAAUAUUUUUCCGUUGAUCUGCAAAACAUACAUACCUAUAUAUCUAUAAUAAGUUAUAAAAGAAAUAAUAAAUUAAGUUAUAUUACCCUUA
Molecule: messenger RNA, 834 nt
Organism: Lucilia sericata (common green bottle fly)
Lineage: Eukaryota; Metazoa; Arthropoda; Insecta; Diptera; Calliphoridae
Product: kinetochore protein Spc25-like
Exons: 3
Coding region: 92-721 (209 amino acids)
Source: RefSeq, a predicted model, not a curated record